AUUUUAUAUUAUUGUUUAAGGAAUGAUUUAGGAGCACCAUUGGAGAUGCUCUCACCACUCUCUUCAAUCACCACUCCCAUUGUUCAAUAAUCACUCCCGAGGAUCGUAGCUGUGCGAAGAUCAUGUCCGAGGAUGGUGAUAAAGACACUUCUUGGCGUUUAUUCACGUCUGAGGAUAUGAUUGAUGGUUACAAGGCUCUUAAAAGGAGGAAAAAAACUGCUAGAAAUGUUAAGAAAGUUUGUGGAUUAUCUGUGAACAACUCAGAGGCACCAAACAGCUCAAGAUUAUCUUCUACGAGCUUAACCUCUGAGAGAUUGAAAAGCAAGUCCUGCAAAAACAAAAUGUCACAGGAAAGACCUCUGAGAACUCCCUUUACUGAUAUAACCAAUAAAUUGCCAAGGUCAAAAUCUAAAACAAACGAGGACAGAGAUAAGGCCAAAGCAAAAUAUUGCACAAGAGGGAAUGCCGAGCUGAAAGACUGGAGUCGGAACCUCUUUGAGGAUGAGUUCAGUAAAAAACAGACCGCCUCUGCCAUUGUUUAUGAUGAGAAUUGUGGUAUGACUUUCUGCUCCUGCUUUUCCUAUCCGGAUUUUGCAAAAAGGGCAUUAUCAAAUAACGAAGAGAAAAAGGUGAGCAUUAUGAAGAAGGUCACUGUUGCCGAGUUGAAGGCUCUUGGAAAGACUGCUGUUGAGGCCUUUUUUAUGCUACAUGUGAAAUUCAAAAGCAUUGAUGAAAGUAUGGGGUGGUCUUACCAUGCUUGCACUAGCUGUGAGAAGGAGACGAGAAAUGAAAAUCCCUGUCCUAUUUGUGAGAGCUGCAAUCGCUAUGUUUCUUACCCAGACAGGAAGUUUAAAAUGCAUUUUGUUGCCGAGGAUACUACUGGACAGAUGCAAGUGGUCCUCGUAGAUAGGGAAGUACGCACACUAAUUGGAAGAAGAGCUUUGGACUCAGCUGCGGAGAUGAAAGCUGGCAGUACCAUCCCGGAGGCUUUUUUCAGUACUCUCAACAAAGAAUACAGCGUGGUAAUCCAAAUGAGGGAAUUUAACAUUGUCAACAAUUUCCACGUCUACUGGGCCACUAACAUCUGCAAAGGCUUGUUGGCAUUCUAAAAGAUACAAGCGCAGCUGUUCCCAACCAAGAAGCACAAGCAUCACAGUCAACCACAUCAACCUACAAUGCGCAAGGGAUCUCUGAUAUCAACUUAACCUCUACUUGAAAAACCCAAUCAGUCUACCAUUACUGUGUUUUGCUAUUUUCUAAGACUACUGUUAUCGGAUUCAGUACUUUUGCUUUUGUCUAGCCGUAUAUGUUGUUUCCUUGCAUCAGAACGAAAUUAUGAAUUCUGUAAGAAACAUGUAUUAACGACUGAUCAAUUCAGUAGGGAAGCUUUAUUAUAUAUCUAUCAGCUAAGU
Messenger RNA from Daucus carota subsp. sativus, 1412 nucleotides. RefSeq lists its product as uncharacterized. The record is from RefSeq and is a predicted model, not a curated record. The transcript is spliced from 8 exons. Lineage: Eukaryota; Viridiplantae; Streptophyta; Magnoliopsida; Apiales; Apiaceae. The coding region runs from base 123 to 1109 and encodes 328 amino acids.